Erigeron canadensis is the source of this 3802-nucleotide messenger RNA. RefSeq lists its product as uncharacterized. The transcript is spliced from 9 exons. Lineage: Eukaryota; Viridiplantae; Streptophyta; Magnoliopsida; Asterales; Asteraceae. The record is from RefSeq and is a predicted model, not a curated record. Bases 176 to 3658 code for a protein of 1160 amino acids.
UCACGUUCUUCUUCGUCUCCAUCGCUCUCUUAAUUCUCAGAGAUCCUUUUUUCCAAUUUCUUCAAUUUAAUCAGAUUAUUGAUACAGUGGAAAAUUCGGUUCUAAAUUUAUUGCAUAUUUAAUUAAUAGUAAAUGGAUAAAUUGAUGAGAAAUUGAGAAGAAGAAUAAAAAAAAGAUGCCGGAAUUAACGCACGAUACAACGACGUCGUGUGGAUCAGUUUCGUCAACUGUGUUUUGGUCUAAGAAUCGAGAUGAUAGUAUUAGUCACAAUCACCUCCAGAAGUUUUGGAGUGACUUACCGCUGCAAGCUAGGCAGAAACUCUUGAAAAUUGAUAAGCAAACACUUUUUGAACAAGCGCGUAAAAAUAUGUAUUGCUCCAGAUGCAAUGGGUUACUUCUGGAAGGUUUUAUGCAGAUUAUUAUGCAUGGAAAGUCAUUGCAGCAAGAGGGAACAGUUGGUCUCGGUUCUGGCAAUAGGUCAAGAACCUCAAAAACCCAAACCGUCGAAGAUGAGUGCUUAACAAUUGGGUUUCAAGAUCCAUCUGUUCAUCCUUGGGGAGGUCUAAAGACUACUAGGGAUGGAACACUCACCCUCUCGGAUUGCUAUAUUUAUUCAAAGUAUUCUAAGGGGCUCCAAAAUGUCUUUGACAGUGCUAGAGCAAGGGAGCGCGAACGUGAGUUACUUUAUCCUGAUGCAUGUGGAGGUGGAGGUCGUGGAUGGAUUAGCCAAGGGAUGUUGGGGUAUGGAAGAGGUCAUGGAACCCGUGAAACAUGCGCUUUGCAUACUGCUAGACUUUCCGUUGACACUUUGGUCGACUUUUGGUCUGCACUAGGAGAAGAAACAAGAUAUUCUCUUCUAAGGAUGAAGGAAGAAGAUUUCAUGGAACGACUAAUGUACAGGUUUGACAGCAAGAGAUUUUGCAGAGAUUGCAGAAAGAAUGUUAUCCGUGAGUUUAAAGAGCUAAAAGAACUUAAGCGCAUGAAGAAAGAAACUCGUUGCACGAGCUGGUUUUGUGCAGCUGAUACAAGCUUUCAAUAUGAGGUGACUCUUGAUACAAUUCAGGCUGACUGGCAUCAAAACUAUGCCGACUCCACAGGAUUAUAUGAGCAUUAUGAAUGGGCUGUUGGGACUGGAGAGGGAAAAUCUGAUAUACUAGAUUUUGAAAAUGUUGGCACAAGUGCAAAGGCCCAAGUGAGUGGUCUAGAUCUCACUGGUUUGAAUUCAUGCUAUAUCACUCUAAGGGCAUGGAGAACCGAUGGACGCUUCAACAAAGUCUCAGUUAAAGCCCAUGCUUUGAAGGGUCAACACUGUGUUCAUGCUAGGCUUGUAGUCGGUGAUGGUUAUGUUACAAUCACAAGAGGAGAAAACAUUAGGAGGUUCUUCGAGCACGCAGAAGAGGCCGAUGAAGAAGAGGAUGAUGAUUCCGUGGACAAGGAUGGAAAUGAGAUAGAUGGAGAAUGUUCCCGUCCUCAAAAACAUGCGAAGAGUCCAGAACUUGCUCGAGAAUUUCUUUUAGAUGCUGCGACAGUUAUUUUUAAGGAGCAGGUUGAAAAGGCAUUCAGAGAAGGGACUGCUCGUCAAAAUGCACACAGCAUGUUUGUAUCUCUUGCGUUAAAAUUGUUGGAAGAACGUGUGAUGGUCGCAUGCAAGGACAUUAUUACUUUGGAAAAACAGUUUAAGCUCCUUGAGGAAGAAGAGAAAGAGAAGCGUGAUGAAGAAGAAAGGAAGGAGCGAAGAAAGGCAAAAGAAAAGGAAAAAAAGCUUCGUAGGAAAGAGAGGCUCAGGAGUAAAGAUAAAGAAAAGGAGAAAACGUGUGCCGAACCUCCUCAAACUCCAUCUGUUCCUGAUACCAAUGAAGAGGAAUUGACAAAUGUUAUCAAUGAGCCAAAUGUCACCAACACUUAUUGUGAAGAACAGGAAGAUACUCUGUCAUCUAUGCCUGCAUCAGAAGAUUAUGCUCAGGAGGAUAAAAUAUUGGAAUAUGAUGAAGAUUUCAAUGUCGAAUUCAGUUAUAAAGAAGACGGAAAUCAAUGGUUUGAAAGUGAUCAAUUAAAACACCCACGUAGGAGACUGAAACCAUGGAAAGACUAUCAACUUGAUCAACCCUCAAAGUGGCAAGAAAGACGGCGGUUUGAGAAUGGGUCAAUAGCCAAUAAACCCGGGCCAAGGUUUCACAAUGACAGUUUUGAAACUUCUUCAAUAAAUGGCAACUUUAAUGGAGUAAAUAAGCCUGUAAGGCGUUCAAUUGGAUCACGGUACAACGAAAGACUACAUUGUUCUCAUAAUAGAACGAGUGGCAGGUACGACCCUCCUGCAUGUAAUUGCUACCAUAAUGAUUACCGACCCAAAGCAGGAAAGAAACUGGAACCUGAUACAGAUAUCUCGAAACAAUAUAUUCGCGGAAACAAGUACAAUAAUCAAACUGAAAGUGUUUGGGAAAAAUCCAGGACCAAAGUUAUGACUGGAAUUAACGGGUCAAGUAGAGAUUCAUCGUAUACAAAGAAAGUAUGGGAACCCAGAAGCAAUAUAGAUACUGAUGAUCUUAUUGAUCGGUCUGCUGAUGUCACCAAACCCGUCAAGAUAAUUAAUUUAUCAGAAAAGACCGGCGUGACCAAUUCGACUCUCAUCAAUCAUGAGAGUAAUGGGAUGAAGGAUUUAAAAAGUAAUGUUCAUGUAGAAGCCGAACCUGAACCUGAAAGUGGGACGACUGAUCUUUCUAUUACUAGCAGCAGCAACUCCAAUUCGGAUAGUUGCUCGUCAUCUCUUAGUGAAGGAGACGGAAGUUCUUCAUUUUCGUCAAAUCCACAGAAUCCCGAGUCUUCAUCCACAUCAGAUUCAGAAUAUGCCAGCCAUCAUUCUGAUGUGAUGAAAGAAACAUCACUCUGCCUCGAGAAUGACUUUUCGGAGUGUGGUAUUGUGAAGGAAGGUGACUUUCUCAGAAAAGACACAUCGGGAGAAUUAUUGACAAAAACUACUGAAAGUUGUGAAUCUGUGAAAACGAAUGAUGUUACGGUAUCUCAUCAUCAUGGUAAUGUAAUGCCACCUCCAAUGCAAGCUCAGAGCCUGCACUUUCCAGUGUUUCAAGCUCCUUCCAUGGGUUAUUACCAUCAGGGCCCGGUUCCAUGGACCACCGCCCCAGCCAACGGGCUCGUGCCAUUACCACAUCCAAACCAUUAUCUGUUUCCUAGCCCGUUCAGUUAUGGUUUUAAUGGAAAUCCUCGCUACCUUCAGUAUGGUGUUGCUGGUCUCCAGCCGCUGGCUCCACCACUGCUAAACCAUAGUCAGCUCCCGAUAUACCAACCUGUUCCACCGAUCAAUGGCAUUAAGGAGCACUCAAAGGCCGUGCCUAUCAAAGGCACGCAGAAGGAAAAUACUGAAAAGUUGGAGACGGGGUGCUCUACAGUCGCAGGCGGUCAAAAUGGGAAUUCUGACAAACAUCAAAACGGUAAUACGGGGUUUUCUCUUUUCCAUUUUGGUGGACCUGUUGAUGUUUCAAACGGGUUUAAGCCCGAUGAGGUUGCACCUGCUUUGAAAAACGGGAUUGAUGUGAAUGUUUGUUCAAAGACAUCAGGAGACAGUUGUGGGAAGGAUGCGAAUGCUGUUGAAGAAUAUAAUUUAUUUGCAGCAAGCAACGGAAUACAAUUUUCCUUCUUUUAAAUAUACAGUUUUGAUGAGAAAUUAAAGUUUUUGAGUCUUCGAGGUACACCCAAUUUUUUAUUUUCCAUAUGCAAUAAUCUUGUGAAACAAAUUCAGCAUAUUUCUUGUUUUUCAUGUUAUAAGUUUUGAUUGUUUUUUGCUGCU